AUGGCGGAUGUUCGUUCCCUUCUCAAAAAUGAACGAGCUGCUCGUCGCAUACAGCAUAAACAUGCUGGUUAUUCAACCGCUGGUGCUCUAAUGUGCCUUGUCUGUCAUUUACAAAUGAAGAGUGAAUCAUUAUGGGAAGGACAUUUACGAUCACCAGGUCAUGUUAUGCGAUUAUCAAAACAAGAGGCAGACCGUGAGCGCAAUGCGAGAGCAGAUACAAAUGGCAGCGAAGAAAUUAAUAGAAAAAGAAAAGCAGACGAUGAGGAUGAGGAUAUAGAUUAUGGGUCAAUGAAAAAGCGCAGUAAAGCUACAACCACUGCAAUGGAAGGAUUUUUUGUGCCAGCUACAGAAACAUCAAAAGAAAGAUCUGAAUCUCCCUCAAAAUCGGCGAUACCCCAUGAUAUGCAAAUUCCUUCUCGUCCCGCAACACCAGCAAAACCAAUCAAGUCGCCGCCUCCGGUCAAACAGGCUACAGUGGAUGAGGAUGAAUGGGCAGCAUUCGAAGCAGAUAUUGCGGCUGCAGAUGUUCCAGCAGAGAUAGGAUCGGAAGCUAUCAUAUCUGCACCUGCAAUGACCACUGCAGAAGUAGAAGCUCGAUCCGCGGAAGAAGAUAAGAAACAUAGGAAGGAAAAGCUAGAAGCAGAGUUGGAGGGGGAUAAAGAAGAUGCCGAGAGGAAACUACAAGAAGAGUUCGAAGAAAUGGAAAGCUUGGAACAGAGGGUCAAACGGUUACGGGAGAAAAGAGAAGCUUUAAGGUCGAAAGAAAGGGAGGCAGGCGCAACGGAAUCAAUGAUAGCUUCAUCCGAAACUCCAGAAGCCAAGGAUGCAUUGGAAGACGAUGACGAAGAAGAAGAUGAUGAUGACGAGGAUGAUUGGGAUGGAUUCAGAUUAAGGUGA
Messenger RNA from Sclerotinia sclerotiorum 1980 UF-70, 897 nucleotides. RefSeq lists its product as hypothetical. Gene Ontology annotation, cellular component: nucleus; spliceosomal complex. The transcript has a single exon. Lineage: Eukaryota; Fungi; Ascomycota; Leotiomycetes; Helotiales; Sclerotiniaceae. The coding region runs from base 1 to 897 and encodes 298 amino acids. Gene Ontology annotation, molecular function: zinc ion binding; nucleic acid binding. The record is from RefSeq and is a predicted model, not a curated record. Gene Ontology annotation, biological process: mitotic DNA damage checkpoint signaling; nuclear DNA replication; mitotic DNA replication checkpoint signaling.